UUGAUAUUGAGAGUAUAUAGGGUGAUGUUGAGAUAUAUAGAUGGCUGUAGAUAGUUAUUUGGUAGCCUUGCAGUAUAGUUACACAACAGCAUUGAUCAACAUCUACCACCAUAGCCAUCUACACUCUACACUCUACAUAGUAUAGACAGACAGACAGACAGACAGACGCUAUAGACGGGCUGAGUCUGACAAAAGGAAUAAGCGCAUCUGCUCCACAGCCCGUAUCAACUCGACCUUCGACAUGCAACUCCAGCCUCAACAAGAUACCCACACCCACGGAUAUACCCAGAUAGCAUCAACAUACAAUGGACAAGCUGAAGGAAUACGGCCUCCGGCCAGAGUCCCGCGUGCUCAUCAUCAUGACCGGCGGCACCAUCUGCAUGCGCCCGUCGCCCUCCGGCUUCGUCCCAGCGCGCGGCUUCCGCGAGGCCGUCCUCGAGCCGUCGCCGACCUUCAACGACGGCAGCAAGCCGGGCGACCUCGAGGUGGCCGUCGACGGCUCGGGCCAGCGAGUCGCCCAUAGGACGCUGCGGACGCCGCUGAGCAGCUACAACACGCGGGUGCGCUACGCCGUGCUCGAGUUCGACGAGCUGCUCGACUCCAGCUCCAUCGACGCCCGCGGAUGGGCGCAGAUCGCGCGCGCCGUCGCCUGGAACUACACGCUGUUCGACGCCUUCGUGGUGCUGCAUGGGACGGACAGCCUGGCGUACACCUGCUCGGCGCUGAGCUUCAUGCUGCAGAACCUGGGCAAGCCGGUCAUCCUGACGGGCAGCCAGACGCCGAUGCUGCAGCUGCAGAACGACGCCGCGGACAACCUGCUGGGCGCCCUCGUCGUCGCCGGCCACUUCAUGGUGCCCGAGGUCUGCCUGUACUUCGCCGGCAAGCUGUUCCGCGGCAACCGCACGACCAAAGUGGCCGCCAGCGACUUUGCGGCGUUUGCGAGCCCGAAUGCGCCGCCGCUGGCGACGACGAGCUCGACGAAGACGGACGUCGCCUGGCAUCUGGUGCGCAAGCCGACCAGCAUCGAGCACUUCCGCAUCCGCACGAACCUGGACACGACGCACGUCGCCUGCCUGCGCAUCUUCCCGGGCAUCCAGCCGGAGAUGGUCGACGCCGUGCUGCGGCUCGAGGGGCUGCGCGGGCUGGUGCUGGAGACCUUUGGCGCCGGCAAUGCGCCCAGCGGACAGGACAACCGGAUGACCAAGGUGCUGGCCGAUGCCAUCAAGCGCGGGAUAGUCAUCGUCAACGUUACUCAAUGCCUCUCUGGGAGCGUCUCCCCCGUAUAUGCCGCUGGGAUGACGCUCUCCCGCGCCGGCGUCGUGGCUGGCGGCGACAUGACCACCGAGGCGGCCCUGACGAAGCUGGCGUACCUGCUGGCGAUGCACGAUGCGACCCCGGAGUCCGUCGCCAGGGACAUGUCGCUGGACCUGCGCGGCGAGAUAUCAGACCACCACCACCCGCGCUUCCGCCAUCCAGACGGGACCCUGCCGGACCGCGUCAAGGCCCUGACGGCGCUGGGCUAUGCCAUCUCGCACGGCGAUCUCGCCCAGGUGACGGACCUGCUGCGUGGCGGGCAGGAGUGGCUGCUCAACGACCACGACUACUCUGGCAACACCCCCUUGCACCUCGCGGCCACCUCCCCUGAGAUCUCGAUCCUGCGGUACCUUCUGCUGCACGGCGCCUCCGUCCAUCUGCGCAACAACACGGGCAAGACGCCGCUGUUUCUGGCGGCCAACGCCGGCCUGGUCGACCACGUCGAGCUGCUGCGUCGCUCGGGCGCCCACCUGCACGCGGACGAGCUCGCCGUCGCCGAGCUGCAUGCCAGACGGCUGCCCGAUAUCUGGGCUCUGGCGGGCGUCGACGUGCCCUCGUCGACCAGGCAGAACGGCGAGCGAGCGGAAAAGCUGCAGGCAGAAGCAGGCAACCCGGCCAGGCCAGACACAUCUACAGAGACAUCGACAUCCAAGGAAGACGGGGAGUGACGGCGAUGGUGAUGUCGAUGCGACCCCUGGCCGGCCAACCACGCAACCAACCGGCCGGCCAGCUGCGAGUAGUAGUUAUCAAAUAUCAAGCAGCCAGCGAUCGAGACGGCCGAUCCCCAGAUCCCCAGAUCCCCAGCCGGCAGCCGCUUUCUAUACGAGAUAGCUAGACAGGCGAGAUAGCUCGGAGACGCUGGUUAGCCGAGUUGCAGCUGAUCACACACAGUAGAGAGUAGAAGAGGGUAGAAGAGAACACCAAUGGUAGUAAUAUAAUAGAUAUCUCUCCUAUCUGCGUGCUCCUCGCUGUCGCUGCGUCUUUGCCUGCGGUGGCCUUACUUCUCCUUUUCUCCGCCGUCUUUCACCGACUAUUAUAUUGUAUACAAGACAACCACGGCGACAUCAACUACGACGGCGACAUCAACUACGACGGCGACAGCGACAGCGAUAGAGAGAUAGAGACAGCGACUACCACUCGUCCUCAGCGACUGUCGACGCUUACAUGGAGGAUCCUGGCGACGGGAGCGCCGUUCAGCCUUGACUCUCACCCGCCUCUGCCACUGCAUCUACAUCGACAGCGACAUCUACAACAGCACGAGAUACAGAGAUAUACGAGACGGCGAGCUUGGAUGACUGCCUGCCGCUGGCCCCAGACUCGCCCUG
Molecule: messenger RNA, 2639 nt
Organism: Trichophyton rubrum CBS 118892
Lineage: Eukaryota; Fungi; Ascomycota; Eurotiomycetes; Onygenales; Arthrodermataceae
Exons: 3
Coding region: 306-1982 (558 amino acids)
Molecular function (GO): protein binding; asparaginase activity
Source: RefSeq, a predicted model, not a curated record